AUGAUCCAACACACGAUAAUAACGCGGCUCGACGGUCUGAUUUUGACUGCCUCUGUCGACGACGGACAGACAGACGCCGAAUUCAACGAAGUCAAAGCCAAGGUCAAGCUUGUCCAGCGCCGCCUGAACCGCAACUCGGAGCCGCAAGCCAGCAUAGAGAGCGGCAACUACACAUACCACUACAUGAUCAGCGGCGACCUCUGCUUCCUCUGCAUAUGCGACCGCUCCUACCCGCGCAAACUCGCCUUCACAUACCUUUCCGACCUCUCUUCAGAAUUCACCACAAUCUACCAACCACAGCAGUACCUCACACCCUCGUGCCGGCCCUACGCCUUCGUCGAGUUCGACACCUUCAUCCAGCGCACCAAGAAGACAUACCAGGACUCGCGAGCGACGCAGAACUUGGACAAGCUGAACGAUGAACUCAAAGACGUGACCAAGGUCAUGACCAAGAACAUUGAGGACUUGCUGUACAGGGGUGACAGCCUAGAGAGGAUGGGCGAUAUCUCGAGUCGACUGCGUGAGGACAGCAGGAAGUACAAGAAAGCGGCUGUGAGGAUCAACUGGGAGUUGCUGCUGAAGCAGUAUGGCCCAAUUGGAGGUCUGGCCUUUAUCAUUAUUGUCUUUGUCUGGUGGCGCUUCUUCUAG
Molecule: messenger RNA, 648 nt
Organism: Dothidotthia symphoricarpi CBS 119687
Lineage: Eukaryota; Fungi; Ascomycota; Dothideomycetes; Pleosporales; Dothidotthiaceae
Product: transport protein-like protein sec22
Exons: 5
Coding region: 1-648 (215 amino acids)
Biological process (GO): endoplasmic reticulum to Golgi vesicle-mediated transport; retrograde vesicle-mediated transport, Golgi to endoplasmic reticulum; vesicle fusion with Golgi apparatus
Cellular component (GO): ER to Golgi transport vesicle membrane; SNARE complex; endoplasmic reticulum-Golgi intermediate compartment
Molecular function (GO): SNAP receptor activity
Source: RefSeq, a predicted model, not a curated record